AGGCAUCAGGUCAUUUGGCUCGACAGCGGGCACCGCGUCAUCUGGCAAGGCAGUGGGCUCCGAGUCAACAGGCACGACAGUGGGCACCGGGUCAUCAGGUACCGGAUUGUCUGGCUCGACAGCAGGCAUCGGGUCACAGGUAUGACAGCGGGCACUGGGUCACCAGGCAUCAGGUCAUUUGGCUUGCCAGCGGGCACCGCGUCAUCUGGCAAGGCAGUGGGCACCGGGUCACCAGGCAUUGGAUCGUCUGGCUCGACAGCGGGCAUUGGGUCACCAGGCAUCAGGUCAUUUGGCUCGCCAGCGGGCACCGCGUCAUCUGGCAAGGCAGUGGGCACCGAGUCACCAGGUACGACAGCGGGCUCUGAGUCAAUUGGCACGACAGCGGGCACCGGAUCAGGUACCGGAUCAUCUGGAUCAACAGCGGGCAUCGAGUCAACUGGC
Messenger RNA from Staurois parvus, 441 nucleotides. NCBI's taxonomy places the organism in Eukaryota, Metazoa, Chordata, Amphibia, Anura, Ranidae. The record is from the annotation of a GenBank genome assembly.